UGAGAAAUCACCUCCUGGCCGGGAACCAAACAAAACAUGGGAUUAACUUUGCCCUAUGCGUGUGCUGGCUUGUAGCUGUUAAGAGUCAGUGAGAGCAUUUAAUCCGGUCAGUCUGGGAAGAGCGGUGCCUGUAGAGAUGGGAGCCAAGCUGCUGUGCCUCUUCCUCGCCUCUGCCCUCAUCGCUUACUACAUCUACACUCCAAUCCCCGAGGAUGUUGAGGAGCCCUGGAAAGUGAUGCUAAUCACGGCUAGCUUCAGGGCUAUGGGGCAUCUGGCUGAGGUUGCUGAUCGGCUGGGGAUGAUGCACUAUAUGGAUGCCCUGAUGCUGCUCACAGCUGCCGAGUAUGUCGCACCCACAUCUGAUGAAAACAUCACUGUGACAGACACAGAGUUCAGCAAUGUUGCCGUCCGGCUGUACCUGCCCAGAAGGGCAUCUGAUGGGCUGAGAAGGGCAGUGAUCUACUUCCAUGGUGGAGGAUGGUGUGUAGGAGAUGCAGGCAUGAAAUCCUAUGAUCAUCUGACAAGGUGGACUUCAAAUAUGUUAAAUGCUGUCGUGGUAUCAGUCAAUUACAGGUUGGCACCUAAAUACCGUUUUCCGGUUCAAUUUGAAGAUGUGUAUUCAGUAACGAAGUUUUUCCUCCAGAGCAGCGUCCUCUCCCAGUAUGGGGUAGACCCAGAUCGGAUCUGUGUAGCAGGAGACAGUGCAGGUGGCAACUUAGCUGCAGCUGUGGCACAACAGCUGUUAAAGGAUUCUGAAGUUAAAACUAAACUCAAAGUCCAGGCUUUGGUUUACCCUGCUCUUCAAACCCUUGACAUGAAUUUGCCAUCUUACCAAGAAAAUGAAUACAAGCCCAUUUUACCCAAGUUGCUUAUGGUCAAGUUCUGGAGUGAAUAUUUCACUUCCGAUUCAUCUCUCAGGGAGGCGAUGGCUUCCAACAGGCACGUCCCAGUUGAAUCGAGCCACUUAUUUCACUUUGUAAACUGGAGCAAUUUGCUGCCUGAAGAACUGAAGAAAGAUUGUGUUUAUACCAGUCCCACCUACGGAAGCUCCGAGCUCGCUCAGAAGUACCCGGGGUUUCUGGAUACCCGGGCGGCCCCGCUGCUGGCGAGCGAUGCCCAGCUCCGCGGGCUGCCCCUCACCUACAUCCUCACCUGCGAGCAUGACGUCUUACGGGAUGAUGGAGUCAUGUAUGCUGAGCGUCUCCGGGCAGUGGGCGUUUCUGUCACGCAUGAUCAUGCCAAGGAUGCCUUUCAUGGGGCGAUGAUGUUUGUCUCGAGUCCAGCUGAGUUAGCUGUAGGGCACCGGCUGCUGAAGAGAUAUAUUGAGUGGUUAAAUGACAAUCUAUGAAUCGAAAAUGUUUCUCUAGUGUACCCGGCUCAUGUUUACUUGGUGCGAUUGAGGAGCAUAAGAGAAUAGGAGUUAUGUGAGUUUCUGGGUGUGAUUGCCAUCUUCGUUGUGUUGCCCUGCAGCGUCUGGAUUGCAGCGUUUCUCAUCAUCUCUGGCGGGAACAUCGGUCUGAUUCUAACCUAAGUGUUCUUUCGGUGCUGUUGUCUGAGCUCAGAACCCCAUAAACCACCAGGCUGCCCUGGGAUUUCUCUCCUGGCCAAGACCAGAAGGGCUGGUGUGCCUGACCCUGCCCACUCGCUGCCUGGGCUUGUGAGCCUGUGGGACUUGAUCUCUCGUGCUGGUUGCUUCUUGUUUCUUCCUAUCACAAUGUCUUCAUAUCGCAGGCCUGUGCAAAUGGGCAAGGUCACCAUCUGCACAUGAGAGGUGCUUGGUGGCACCUUGCUCCCUAUCCCCUUUGGCAUAGGAUUAGGAUAUCCCUAUCCCACCUUUGUCCUGUGGGACAAGCCAGUGAGGCCCCGCUGCCACCACCGGGCGAUGGGGUUGAGCGGAGGUGCAAGGACCCAACUUGAUGAAGUCCUCAACAGCUUGUGAAACCCUGCCCAUCGCACGUGGCUGCUGGGCUUGUGCAGUAGUCUCUCUCCAGCACAGCUCAAGGGAAGCGCUUGAAAAACCAAAUGGGAUGGCUGUAACAGUGCAAAGGUUUGGGGUUUUCAGUUUUGCUUGUUUUUUUUAAAAAGUAUCUGUCUUACUCAGUAAUCGCUUUAAUAGCUAUACUACAAGGAAAUAGCCUAACAAAACGUCACUGGAUAUUCCUCAGAUAAAGGAAGACUAUGAAGGUCCUAGCCUUACAAUAGCACUGCUGUAUGUUUUAUGCUCCACUUAUCAAAUAAGUGUUCUAAUGAUCCUUAAAAUUGUUUAGCGGUUCUUACAUAUGAAUUUUUAAAAAGAAAAUUAUCUUAGUAGCCCUAUAGCCUUGAAAAAGAAACACAAUUCAGCUUGAAUGACUAUCUUCUAUAUAAAUGUUUUAUGCAGUAAAUAUAUACCCUAAAAAUUCUGAAUGAUGAAUACAAAAAUUAAACUUGUCUUUGAUUCCAAUGCGAUGUACUUUUGUCACUCGAGUAUCCCAUUUAUCAGAAAGGAAUAACGAGUUGGCUUUAGUACACACGGUAGCUAUUGCAAACAACCAGGACCAAACCCAGGGAGAUGUUGUUUUACUUCUGCUGUUACUGUUAAUGUGAAUCCUAAGUAAAGUGUGACUGUGCUUAUUGAAGAGAGAAACAGAAGUGGCUGAGUAGGUACAUGUUAUCAACAAAAGGAUGCUGAAGCUUUUGCUGGGGCUGGAGAGCAGCGGGGAGCUGAGCCUGGCUGUGGGGAGGGCUGGGCUCCUGCUCGCCCCAGGAGACGGGUCAGAACACUGGGUUUGGUGUCGCAGCAGGAGCGUUACGUUUCUGUGCUGCUGAAUCCAUCCUUGAAAUAGCGAGUGCCUUGAUGAUAGCAUACCAACCAUAAAAUGUACCAUGGGAUUAAAAAGCAUCACAUAUAACCCCCGUGCACAGCAUUGCAAUGUGUUUGUACGUUCUCAGGACACAGAAUUAUUGAGGUUGGAAAAUGUGUUCAUGCAAGCUCCCAGUGUACUUGGGAAGUUAUUUCUCACAGUGCUCUCCAUAAUGCUGCUGGCAGGUCCCAGCUCUUGCCCGUGAGACUGGCGUCCCAUCUGCUGGCAGCAGAUAUCUUGACUGGAGUUUCAUUUGUCAUUGGGGAUUAAUUAACAGCAGUUUAUUAUUCCUGAGGAAGUAGGGUUUUGCAGUUUUGCCUCAGUAACACCUUUGGUCUGACUUUCUAUAUAGUAUUAGGGUCAUGUCCACAAAAAUAUUCCUUGGGUAGGGUGUUUCCCAUGCUGUAAGUGCUAGUGGGAUGAACAGAGUUGGCCUUUAGUCACUCUAAGCGAUUCUUUCUCUGUGUCCUACAGGCUGCUUUAUUCUUUCUUCUAUAUAAACAGCAGAAAAAGACUUGAUUAAGAGAAUUUUUAGAGGGGACAGUUAUUUUGUAUGUGUCACAGAGGACAUGCACAAAGCUGGGAUAUAAAAGCAUGCAUCCCUCAGCGAUUACACUGCUGUCACUGGUAUUGGCUUUGAUUGUUUUCUUUCCCUGCAGGUACUGGGACAUCGCUGAUAAAACAGUGUUAGUCUGAAGUGUUGGGGAAAGCUCACCACCCAUCACUCAGUUGGUGACAAGGACUAGCACAACAAGCAGGAGGGACGUUGGUCCUAGCAGACUGAAGAGCUGGGGACGUGCUGCCAGGGCAGCCCAGGUGGCCUAAAAGCACAGUGGGACCUUGGGCAGGGAUCCAUCCUUCCCCGGGCAGGGGAGGCUUUCCCUCCCUUCAGUGGGUGCAUGCCACUGAAGGAGCAUGCCACUGAAGCAUGCCCGCCUUGAAGGGGAAAACCUGGGACACCCUCCUUGCCCGCGUGGCCACUGAUGUGGUGUUUCCUCUGUUGUGGCCCAGGCAUCAGCUGCAGCAGGGGCAUGGGGAGCACCUGAUGCUGUGAGAGCAACGGGGUCUGUGGGGUGGGCACUACUACCCCUGUCUUUGCACCCUGAGCAGGGCUCUUGGUCCGUCCUGUGCUUCCCUGAUGCACGCGUAGCACAGUGUGUGUGCAGCUCCUGGCAAACCCUGGGGAAGGCUUUGGAUGUGGGUCCUGGCAUUUCCUCUGUUGCUUCAGACAACUCAUAGAAGCAUAGAAUGGUUUAGAUUGGAAGGGACCAUAAAGACCAUCCAGUUCCAACCCCCUGCCCUGGGCAGGGACACCUCCCACUAGACCAAGUUUCUCAAAGCCCCAUCCAGCCUGGCCUUGAACACCUCCAGGGAUGGGGCAGCCACAGCUUCUCUGGGCAACCUGGGCCAGGGUCUCACCACCCUCCCCAUCUUUCCUGUAGCCCCUUUAGGGACUGGAAGGGGCUCUAAGGUCUCCCUGGAGCCUUCUCUUCUCUAGGCUGAACAACUCCAAUUCUCUCAGUCUAUCUUCAUAGUAGAGGUGCUCCAGCCUCUAAUCGUCUUUGUGGCCUCCUCUGGACCCGCUCCAACAGGUCCAUGUCCUUUUUAUGUUGGGGGCCCCAGAGCUGGAGGCAGCACUGCAGGGGGGUCUCCCCAGAGCGGAGCAGAGGGGCAGAAUCCGCCCCCUCACCCUGCUGGCCACGCUGCUGGGGAUGCAGCCCAGGAUGCCGAUGGGUUUCUGGGCUGUGAGCACACAUUGCUGGCUCCUGUUGAGCUUCUCAUCCACCAACACCCCCAAGUCCUUCUCUUCAGAGCUGCUCUCCAUCCAUUCCCUGCCCAGCCAGUGUUUGUGCAUGGGAUUGCCCUGACUCAAGUGCAGGACCUUGCCCUUGGCCUUGUUGAGUUUCAUGAGGUUCACAUGGACCCAUCUCUCAUGGGACUAUACUCAUGGGAGGCACUGGAAGGGCUGACGAGACAGUUAUUGGAUGAGAAGGGAGCCUGGGGAGGCAGUGAAGGAGGAGGUGAAACCAUGUCUGAAGGGUAAAUGCUGAAAUUAGUGGAGAAUCUAGUGGAGCAGGUAUCAAGGGGAUAAAGCAGUGGAGAUGUUGGCAGUGAGAGGAACAACGUGAAAGACACUUCCAGAAAUGAUCUUUCUUACCUUUAGAAAUGUUUUAUACCUGUAAGGUAGUAGAAAAAUGUAUGCUCUAAGCAAAAAUGCUCCAGUAUUACUAACCUCCCACUGUGUUUUUAUAGGAUUCUGCUUGGAACAAGAAGUAAAUGUCUCUUAACCACCAGCACCUAAAUAUGGAUUCAUGAUUGAUUGGACCAUAUAAGCUAUUAAUUAGGUUCCUAAAGUAGACUUUUUGAGUUGGAAAUGCUUGGUGUGGCACAAAACGUGACAGUGAAAAUUGCAACAUCAGCGUCUCUGGCAAGAGUGGCUGAAGCCACAGUGAGCAACUUAUUUAUCCAGAGCAGAAAACAGUAAAAACCACCCCAAGGGAAGGAUUUGUUCAGUCUCCCAAUAGAGAUGGAAAUGAAAUUUGGUGUUUGAUAGUAAACAAAACACAACUUGGCAAAUAGUUUUGGUUUUCUAGUAUUUUUGGAACUGUUGAUUAUGUCGUUCCCUGUCGGCAAAUUCAGUUUAAGGCCCAAUCCCAUUGGUGUUGCUUAGCAUAUUCGUUAUUUUCAUUAACCUGGUUCUGGCUGGGAUAGAGUUAAUUUUUGUCCUAGUAGCUGCUGUGUUUUGGAUUUAGUAUGAGAAUAAUGUUGAGAACACAUUGUUUCAGUUGUUGCUGAGUAAUGCUUAUGUUAAGUCAAGGACUCUUUCAGCUUCCCACAGAAGCUGAGAGGAAGCAUAGACAGAAGAUGGCCAAAGCAACAUUCCAUAGCACAGACAUCAUGCUUGGUAUAUAAAUGGGGGUUGGCCGGGUGUGGGGAUCCCUGAUUGCUGCUCAGGACAAGCUGGGCAGCUGAUCAUCGGGUGGUGAGAGCAAUUAUAUUGUGUCACUUUGUUUUAUCUAUUCUUUUACCAUUAUCAUCAUCAACUCCGGUGUUACUGUUCUAUUAAACUGUCUUUAUCUCAA
Molecule: messenger RNA, 5926 nt
Organism: Chroicocephalus ridibundus (black-headed gull)
Lineage: Eukaryota; Metazoa; Chordata; Aves; Charadriiformes; Laridae
Product: arylacetamide deacetylase-like
Exons: 5
Coding region: 137-1348 (403 amino acids)
Cellular component (GO): membrane
Molecular function (GO): carboxylic ester hydrolase activity
Source: RefSeq, a predicted model, not a curated record